Molecule: messenger RNA, 2339 nt
Organism: Spea bombifrons (plains spadefoot toad)
Lineage: Eukaryota; Metazoa; Chordata; Amphibia; Anura; Pelobatidae
Gene: CALCOCO1
Product: calcium binding and coiled-coil domain 1
Exons: 13
Coding region: 67-1692 (541 amino acids)
Source: RefSeq, a predicted model, not a curated record
GCGCGAAGCUGUUGUUGUUUUGGGACAGCUGAUUUCUGAGUGCGGGGGUUAAGGAAAUUCAGAACCAUGGAUGAUACCUCUUAUUCUCAACCAGAUGUCAACUUUUUGAAUGUGGCUUAUACAUAUGUCCCCAACACCAGGGUGGAAUGUCACUAUACUCUUCCGCUCGGCAUGAAAUCUUCCAAAAGCGACUGGAUUGGCAUCUUCAAAGUAGAAGCAGCAUCCAUACGAGAUUAUGAUACAUUUGUCUGGGCACUGUCUCCCGAAAGCUCUGGAGGUGGAUCAUCCACUCACUGCAGUGUCCAGUUUCAAGCUUAUUACCUGCCACCGCCAGGAGAGCAGCACUACAAUUUUCGAUAUGUGGAUCGUCAAGGUGUAGUGAGAGGUUGUAGCGAACCAUUUGUAUUCAGUGAGCCACAUCCAAUGGAAGACCUAGUUACCUUGGAGGACGAGGAGGCAUCCUCAGAUAUGCUCCUAGUUGUUCCAAAGGCCACCUUCCUGCAGCAUCAGCUGGAAGAAUCCCAGCAGGAGAGGAAUGCCUUAAUGAGGGUGAGACUUGCUUUGGAGGAAGAGGUAAGCACCCUGCUGAAACGAGUCAAAGAUCUCGAGGUGGCUCUGGAGAAUUCCGAUAACAAGUGCACCAUUCUUAACCAGCAAUAUCAGGAUGUGUCCACGAGGGAACAGGUUGUCAAGGAGGAGAGGGACAUCCUAAGCUGUGAAGAGGCUAAACACCGUGACCGAAUUUCACAGCUGGAGGGAGACAUUGAGAGUCUGAACCAGAAGAUGAUGAAGAAAGAUAAAGAGAUAGACAUUUUGGGGAAACAAAAAUCUUCUCUGGACUCAGAAAAGGAAGAACUAAAUCAGCAUGUGGCAAUUUCAGAUUCGGAGACCAAACGCUACAAGCUGCAGGUGGACACGCUCCAAGAGAAGCUCCGUUGUACAAUAGAUUCGUUGUCUGCAAGCCAGCAGAAGGUGAUGUUAUUAGGUGAAGAGCUGGCCUCAGCCUCUUCCAUCCGUGACCGGACCAUCUCUGACCUGCACAAAAGCCGCCUGGAGACUGCUGACCUUGCUAUCAAGUUGUCCGACCUGAAUUUGAAAUUUAAGGAAGAAGUGGGUCAGUGGUGGCAGGAGAAGACAGCCCUCAACCACAGCAUGGAGGCCAAGAGGGACCAGAUCAUAAGUUUAAAAGUAGAAAUGCUGAACCUGGAGAGCAGCCUGCAGGAUGAGCGGAGCCAGAGACAAGCACUGCAGCGCAAGUUAAACCAGGAGAAAGACGCCAGUCAGGUGCAGCUGUCAGAGAGCAGGCGAGAACUCAGUGAGUUGAAAUCGGCUCUAAAAGUUGCACAGAUGGAAAAGAAGCAGCUGAGAGAAGAACGUCAGGAUAUAAUCCAGUAUGUGCAGAGGUUAGAGGAGCGCCUUGAUAAGCUUGCUGAUGACAGGUGGAAAGAAGCGAAAACUUCUGAAGAAGAGACAUCAGGCUUAAGUCCUCCCAGCUCUCCAGCUUUACUUUCUGACUCAGAAGAGGAGAAUGAAAAGAAGAGCCAACCUCAACACAUCGGCUCCCGUGCAGUGAGUGAUCCGCAAUGCCCACCUUCCCAACCCCUGUUUCCUGAGAAGGUGGUGAUCAACCAGCCAGCUCCCAUUGCUUGCCAGUUACAACCACUGCCCGAGGACAACCCUGACUCUUGGUAAUACCGGAUCGUGGAGUUGCUGCAGUGAUGUGAAAGUCUCUGGAGGAACUGACUAUUAAGGAACGCGUUCACCAUGCCAGCUCUCAUGGGUUCUUUGUGAUUUAGUAGCGGAGCAAACUAUUGCAAAACCUUCCACCAACCUGUACUUGGCUUCUUAUUUAGCUUUAAAUGCUGCCCGUAUCAAAGCCUUUUGGGCUUAUUCAGUCUUUGAAGUUCUGUUUGAUCAUUCCCAGUGCAACUCUAACGUGCCAACUGGUCAUUUUGAUCUCUCAAUGCCCUUUGGUUAUUCCUUCGGCUACCAGAUCCAGGUUGUUGUCGCAGCUGUAGCUUUGAUGUGGCUUUGAUUUAUAUUUUGUAUUACUCCUUUGGUUAGAGUUUUUGAAAUGUAUCCCAUACUUGCAUUGUUUAAGUAAAUGCGACUAAAGCGUCUACUGUUCCUUAAGAUCUGAUAGUAACACACAAAGAAAUUGUAGUCUAGAUUUUGUAAGAUUACUUUAGAGUGCCUUUAUUCUACCAGAAAACACCAAAAUAGUGAUUGGUUUAGUUUGUAGACCUUCCAUACACCUUUCUGGUGGUGUCCAUCUUGACCUGAUUGUCACUAUUAUUCCUUAUUAAAGAAAGCUGGCGCUAUCAGAAGGGUGUCUAUCA